Molecule: messenger RNA, 4110 nt
Organism: Verticillium alfalfae VaMs.102
Lineage: Eukaryota; Fungi; Ascomycota; Sordariomycetes; Glomerellales; Plectosphaerellaceae
Exons: 4
Coding region: 1-4110 (1369 amino acids)
Biological process (GO): protein phosphorylation
Molecular function (GO): ATP binding; protein kinase activity; protein binding
Source: RefSeq, a predicted model, not a curated record
AUGGAGGAUGUGCAAGAAGCUCAGGUUGCUUUCCUGGAUGAUUUGUUCAGCUCGAAAUUCGCGAUACAGGACGUUGUAGAGGACGACUUCUUUUCCUCAGAGGAACGCGAAAUUGACACUACGCCUCCCGAAGAAAGUGACAGACAGAGCUCUGAGGAUGAUCUCGCCGAGCUCCUCGAACUCAUCAACAGCAUCAAGCUUCUACCGGGAUCCUCAAAGAUCAGCUAUGCAACAGCGGGCAUGUUCAAUGGCGUCAACAGCCAUCCCAUCGACACGGGGGCCUUCUUUCAAGUACGCAAGCUAGAUCAGCCCGGACACAACAGGCAGAUAGUGGCCAAGUAUCCCAGGCUCGACCCUGCACGGAAAGGCGGCGGCAUUUCACGCAAGAACAUCGAGGCCAUCAAGCUGGAGAUCCAAGCGCUCUCGCACCAGCCGAUUCUUGAUCAUCCCAACGUUGUAGAUCUACUGGGCUUCUCGUGGGCAAGGAUGAGUGCCGUCGAAGAACGCAAUCAGAUUGUACCGGUGCUACUACUCGAGUUUGCAUCCCAUGGCACCUUGCGAGACUACCUGUGCGAUAACGCAACCUCGCCGGCAGAGCGACUUCGGCUGGGAAAAGGUCUAGGGGAAGGACUUGACGCGCUGCACAAGUCGGGAAUUGUCCACGGAGACCUCAAGCUGGACAACGCUCUGGUUUUCGACCAUCCGGAUGGCGGCGUCGUAGCGAAGCUAGCAGACUUCGGAUCUGCCGUCCAGCUUCUGGAGGGCGGUUACCAGUACAGAGGCGGUACCCCUCCCUGGACUGCCCCGGAGUGGCGCAAGAGUAUUGAGCCUUGGGAGCAGCAUGCUGCCGACAUCUACUCGUUUGGCCUCCUGGUCUGGACGUUGUGCCUCGAAGGUAGGAACCCCUUUUCUGGCCUGUCCGCCAACGAAAUAGAAGAUCGAAAAACGCGCGAUGUGACCGAGAGCGAUGCUGUCAAGUCUGUCGCCGACCACUACGAGUUUUUUCGACAUGCCGUGGAGAUUUCGACUGAGCUGGAGCAAUUCGAGCUCUACCUCACGUCCGUGAUCUGCCCGCGCAAAGCCUUCAGAUACACAUUAAGAUUCGAUACCCACCAGCGGGACCUGGGCGCGGCGUUAUCAGCCCUUUCAGUCGAUGACUUUUACAGUGCAAACGAAGACCAGGAUGAGUCGGCUUCGAAAGAGUCACCUCUGAUGUUGAAGGAAUACAAGAGUAUCAAUACAUACACCAAACUCACCGAUAUGCCAGAACAGGUACGGCAGUGUCUUUUCCGUAGUUUCACAGCUGCGGUCAACGAGAGUCAGGCGGCCCAGCUCGAAAAGGCUGGGAUGUGCUUCCAACUAGGACUGGCCUGCCUAGAUGGGUUCACGAGCUACUGGAGCAUUCCUGCGGCCCUGACCUGGCUUGAGAAGGCGGCCACGCUGGGGUCAGAGGCCGCGCGUGGUGUGAUCUAUCGCAUUUUCUGUGCCACUGCACGAUCCAAGCUUGAGCAGGAUCCAGAACUAGCCAGUCGUUUGCGAGGCUUCUUGGCCGCCGCGACUGCCAUGGGCUCCAGCAGUGCCAGAAAAAGUCUGUGCGAGCUUGAUGUAGAGGCUGCUCGCGUUUUCACGGAAACCUUCAAGGGUCGCUUUCUCCCAGAAGGCAUGGACGCGGUUUCCAUGAGACUUGACAAGGAGGUUCUCGAAGCUGUCAUCCAUCCGCGCUGGCAGGAGGGCCUUUCUCCGGGUCAGAAAACAAAGUUUCAGGACCAGCGAUCAAGAACAUACCUCAACCGGAAGAAGGGAAGCAUUCUGCAUUUCGCCAGCGCGUAUGGUGUGGACAGAGAUGGUUUCGAGGCAUUUCUUGACUUGGAGAAACCUGAUGUAAACGCGAAGGAUGCUGAUGGAAACACGCCGCUGCUGAUGGCGAUGCGCACAGGGCAUGCACACCUGGCACUGGCACUACUUCGUUACGGAGCUGAUCCUAACGCUUCGAACAAUCUGGGACAGAGGGCCUGUCAUUGGACUAUCCAUGUCGAUGACCAAGGAUUACUGCAAGAACUCAUCUCCGUCAUGGUUAGUAAAGGCGCAGAUCUCGAGGCCGUUGCCAAGCGAACAGAUGUCAGCGAUGGCCAAGUCUACAGACAGGAGCAGUACGAGGGCACACCCCUAUUCUGGGCUGUUGUUGAAGGCAGGGACGAUGUCAUCUCAGCCUUGCUCAAGAACGGAGCUUGCGCUACCACUCCCGGCACAUACAUGAGUCCCUUUGAUCUUGCUGUGGGGUACAACGCCUGGCGAACCAUCAGGCUCUUUUCUCAGCACGCUCAACAUCCCAUCACAUCGCGGAUUGUCGGGCCUACCCGGAGUAAAAAUAUAGGUGGCUCUCUUGAUAUAAUUACAGAGGACUGGGUCUCUUUCGCCAUGUGCUGCUUCCCGCGCCAUUACCACAUGAUGAGGCAUGGCCACUGUUAUGGGGAUGCGCUCAAACUCACCUUGGUGGAACUAAAGAGAGCCAAGCUUCUCGAAAACGACGUACUUGGACCACUUCGCAAAGCCCUUCAGAGUGGAGGACCGAUGGUAGACGACCUGUUGUGGUAUCAGAGCUGCAGAAUGAGGCCCGUCUCGUCAUGGGAUCUUGCCGCGAUGUUCAUUGAUGAGGCCUCUCACAUCAGCCCAGAUGCGGCGUCGAUCCUGCUGGACGGGAUGGCUGCCGAUGAGGGAAAUGGCCCCUUGCCAGAUCUGACUCCUCUCCUCUUCACAUACCCCAGCUCUCACCGUGCUGAGGUUGGGAUAUUUUCGAGAUUAUUGGAUUUAAUCAAUCCGGCGUCAGUCGACAUUCCAGAUGUGCAUGGAGUAACAUCGUACCCAUCGGUCAAAGUCAACAUCCUCCACCUUCUAAUCUUGGUAAACGAGGAUACAUCUCUGGCUGGACUCCGAUAUCUACUUGAGCCGCAACAUCCCUUUCACGACCGCAAGCCGGACUUCGUUGUCUGUAAAGAACUAGGCUUGACAGCGCUUACAUAUGCCGCGAGAUGGGGGAACACAAUCUUGUUCAAUUACCUUCUCAACCAUUUCCACUCCAGCGAGGCGCUGGAUAUGCGGGGCCUCAACUACGGUGACACGGCGCUACACACAGCCGCCAUUCAUGGCAACUACGAUGUGGCUGUGGCCCUCGUCAACCGAGGCGCGAAAAUCAACGUCCUUGCACAUACGGAGGACGGGAAGCUCAUGUCGCCACUGGACUUUUGCUACGAUACGGACACUUACAGCACAAAUGUCCCCCGCACAAGCAGACAUUGGGAAGGUCUCUGGGUCGCACGGCUUCGUACAGCCAAGUUCCUUGCUGACAGGGGCGGAAGGAUGCUGGUACGCCACGCCAUGCCCAUUGCCUUCCAUUUCCUGGUACACGCCUGCUCGGGAAACUGGUCAAGGCUGUUCGCGGAAGCGUUUGAGCAGACUCCCGAAGACCUCAGAACGCAGGAGUACCUGGACACAUUGCUGUUCCGAGCUGCCGACUCUGGCAGCGAGGACGUCGUGAGUCUCCUUAUCGACGCCGGAGCCUGCGUCAAUGCCCGGUCGGCGCGUGGACAGACGCCGCUCCAUCGGGCGGCCCAGCGUGGGUACAUGUAUGUUGCCAGGGUGCUCGUCCAGCGCGGUGCGGACGUGGGGCUCCGUGACGACAAGAGCCGGACAGCAGCUGUGCAGGCCUUCACCCACGAUCACGACAGCUUAGUCAUGUAUCUCCUGGCUCAAGGGUCGCCUCGGGACCUUCCGACCAUGACCGAGGUGCCAUACACUGUGGAUUAUCUGGAUCGACGGACGAACACGACUUCUGCACAGUCGAUCAUCGCUACAGUAUGCUUCUUGCAUCCGCCCAUGCCAGAGGAACCGGGGGCGAGUGCAGAGGAAACUGACAGAACGAGCUAUUGGGUGCUGAGGGUGCGCCGACCAGUUGAGGGCGGUGAUGACAAGAGUCCUUCGCCGGUCGUGAAGAGUGGCAAAGAGGACGAGAGGUUGCUGAUCAAUAUGAGAGGCGAAGGUUUCCAGGCGGCCUGGAAAGCGGCGCAAGAGCGGGCUAACGAGAGCGGGCCAGCACCGAGAAGGAACGAGUAG